This is a messenger RNA of Blepharisma stoltei, 3360 nucleotides long. The record is from the annotation of a GenBank genome assembly. Lineage: Eukaryota; Ciliophora; Heterotrichea; Heterotrichida; Blepharismidae.
AUGUCACGCGAAAAACCUUACAUUUCUAAGCCUCCUGAAGGAUUUUUUGACUUAGUUCAAAGUGCUUUACAAUGCACUUUUUUUCUGGUCCAUGAGUCCGGCCCUACAUCGUUUCUCCUGAAAGACGAAAGCCAAAAGCCUAUUAAAGUCAGCCUGGGCAGUCGUCAUACAUGCUCAUGUGGGGGUGGACGAGAGCAUUGCUUGCACACCCUCUAUGUUUUAUUGAAAAUAUUCAGGAUCCUCCCAGACAAUCCAAUUCUCUGGCAGUUAUCUUUUAUUGACUCAGAAAUCAACUGACUCAUAAAAAGUCGACAUAAUCCUAUGUUGGAUUAGUUUGGAUUAGAUGAUGGGUGUUUAUAGUCCCUAGUUCUCGUUGGUGGAAUUCUGCGUGGUCCUAGCCGCCUGGGAGGUACAUCCGAAUUUGGUGGCUUCCACCUCUAGUAACUCCAAGCUCAAGCCGAAAUCCUUGAUUCCUAGGCAGUGGUGUUGCCCUGUUGGAUCAAAGACCUUCACUGCCACUACCAUUUCUACUUAGUCGCUUCGACCGCCUAGUUACUCCGCACUACCUAUCACCCUUGGGGAUAUUGUUCCUGCUCGGAUCCCUUUAAUCGGAUAGACUCUCGCCUGCCUUCACUUUUUCCCAGGAUCAGACUACAAACCAGCGGAUUUGUGCUUAAGUCCUUCACUGCAGGACAUCAAAUAUUGCUGGAUCAACUCCUGACUCCAAAACCAUGCUCAGGUAUACGUGGGUUACCUUCACCUUCACAUGAGAAGACGUGUCGGGUGUCAUUACCAUUUUUAUUAUAUAUCCUAUGUUAGAUAAAUAUACAUUAAAAUGGCAGCACGAUUCAAUCUGCCCUCUUGGCGCAGCAGUUCAGACCCUAUGACCAUAUCGAAAACUUGGACGGACUACGAGCCGAGAAUCAAGUGUAGCUUGAAGAUGUGUAUCUGGGUAGGUUUGGCUGUCACUGUGAUUGGAAAUGGGGCAAUGUCGCUUGGAUCCGAGGACCCAUAGGCAUUCCUCUAUCGAAAACUUUGGUUUCGGCCUAGGCCACGUGGAACAGUCUUUUUUUGUAGCUGUCGAAGGAAGGCACUAUAGCACCUGACAGACUCCAAAGAGCUGAUCCUUGGAUCAAGCUGCUCCAAUCUCCCGUUGUAGGCUGUAGAAAUCCAUAAGCACCCACUCAAAACUGAAGCCACAAGGCAAGGAGGAGAGAAGGUAGAGGAAGUGGAGUUCGUUAAGGAUAUAGACCCUAGUCGAAAAGUGGUUAAACCUCCCGCAUGGAUGGUCUUUGGUGAGUGCGUCACUAAUAUGGCUAAUAUCUGACUUUAAUAAUUCUAAUUCCUAUGUUAGAAAAAAAAGAACCAAAAAAGGACAAAAAACCGAAUUCAAAAGUCCAAAGAAUUUCUCUAACAGAAGAAGUCGGAUGGUAAGAAAUAUAUAGCCCAAUUUGCCAAGAAGACAUGAAAGAAGUGUCAGAAUUAGUUUAUUGUAAAAUUGGCUGUGGGCAUAACUUUCAUAUAAAAUGUAUGAAGAUCUGGGCAGAGCAUAAAGUUUUUCAAAGAGAUAUUCAUUUUAUAAUUAAAUUAGCUUUUUAUUUGGUAAUAUAUGACUUUAUAAUAUUUAAUAUAAAAAGUAUAACAUUACAUGCCCGCUGUGCAGAACUGACUGAGGAAAUAAUGUGCUUGAAGAACUAAAUAAACUUUUAGCAAAGUCAAAAAAGCCUAAAAAGCAGCAUAAGUCAGCAGCUUGUGUUGGGUGUGGACAGCAUCCUAUCUUAUCUUAUUAAGUCAAAUCAUUUAAAUCUCCUAAGAGCUUGAAUACCUCCUGCUACCGCUGUCGCCGCUCUGGGUUUCUAUAUUCUCGCCAGGAAGGAUUUUUGAGGAAGGCCUCAAAAGGAGCCACUGAAGGCGCCAGCGCCAACAUUCGGAUUUGACGGGUCACCCUGACCUCGAGCUAUCAUACUCGAUUUGACUGUGUUCCAGCUAAAGGUCAACUCUUUCGGACUGGUUGAGCAGAAAAACACUAUGCGUUCCACUUCCCAACGACCAGAAGUCCGCUCAUCGUCUAUCUCACCUGGCAUAAACGGGAUAGGCUUCACCGUGAAACCUGAACCUCAUAAUUAAAAUAUUGCUGAAAGAGAAACAAUUAGCGGAGCUAAUUAAUUUCGACAGAAUGCCAUAUUUCAAUUAUGAUCAGCACCCUAUCAGGGGUGACAGAUUCCACUGUCUAAUUUGUCCGAGAAGUGACUUAUGUAAAAAAUGCGCAGAUAGCCAUGGAGAUCAUCCUUUCAUCAAGAAAAAAUCAGAAAGUAAAAAAUGGGAGCCUGUGAUCAGACUAAAUGAAUUCAGAAACCUUGAAAACCGAGAAUUAAGCUCAGAAGACUAUGAGAGGCUGCUAGAGCUUGAUAGAAAUCCUCCGCUUUUUGAAUACCUUUUAAACGUAAUUCCAAAUGGCCAGGCUUCUAUAUGCGUAAUUUGCAGUAUAAACCAGCCUUGUAAUAGAUGAAAACUUUUAGACUGUGGUCACUGUGUCCAUGAUGCCUGUUUACUAACUCCCCCCCCCCCUCCGUGAGCGAACAAAAAAAUUUUGUUCGCUCACGGAGGGGGGUUAAUUUUUUUUUUUAAAAAAAAAUUUAUAUAUAAAUUUUAUAAAAAAUAUUUUUUUCGAAUUUAAAAAAAUCCUAAUUUGCAAAAAUUGGGAAGCAAAUAUUAAUUUAAUUUGCAAAAUUUAUGUUUUAAAACGCAAUUUGUUUAAAAUUAAACAGAAUUAGCUCUAGAUUUCAUUAUACUAAUUAUCACUUAUAUAUCAAAAUUUUUUUCCAUUAAAAUUUUUUCUAUUAAAAAAAAUUUUUGUUCACUCACGGAGGGUGGGUUUUUGGUCAAAAAAUGGCGAUUUUUCUAAUGGUUUUGUUCGCUCACGGAGGGGGGGGGGGGGGAGUAAGUAAUUUACAAGAGGAAAAUUAUAUCUGUCCUGCAGAUCAUUAUCCAAUAUUAAAAGGAUUAGAAAUUGAGUGCUUAAAUGUAACUAUGCCUGUAAGAACACAAUCAUUAAACCAAGAAUUAACUGUAAAUGGCCAACAAAUUGCAGCUAAUAAUGAGGCAAGAAUAAGAAUAAGGAAAAGGCCAAAUCCACCGUCAGCACAUGUGAGGAGAGAAGAAUUGUAUUUAGGACCGCCACCAAGAGGAAGGUUUAAUGAAACUAGAGACAGCUGAAAGAGAAGACAAGUGCAAAUGAAUUAUCAAGCUCCUUCUCGGCAAGAUUUCGAGUUUCCUGGACUUGUUAUAACGAAGCUUGCAGGGCCAGCAGCAAGAAAAGGCACUUUAAUCAGUAGUGCGCAUUCUGUAUUAAAUCAAUAA